AUGGCUAAACUUCUCAUUUACAUUGCUCUUUUAUUUUUGGCUCUUGUUUCGGUUCAUGGCGGUCUUCGUCGAAGAUCUUUUAAUUGGGGACAUUGGGAUAUUCUAAUUGACGGUUCUAAUGAAGAUUCAUGGACAUCAAAUUUAUGUUCCAAUGAUACAGUGGCUCAAUCAUUUCUUACUCAAACUCGACAGGUGAUCAAUGAUCUUCAAUCGAAUGGAUCAUUUGCUCAAGCUCUUCAAAAACGAGCACAAUUCAUAUCUUACAUUCAAGAUGACAACAAUGCCGAGCAACUCUCAUCAAACUGCACUGAAUAUUUCAAUGGUCUGAAAAAUGCUAAAGCUCUUGAUAAACAAGCUUUAGAACAAGAAAGACAAUAUGAACAGAUAGCCAAUAGUUUAUUUCGUCAAAUCAUUCAAUCUCUUUGUGAAAGCAUGGGUAAUUCUAAUUCACAUGAGAAUUAA
Molecule: messenger RNA, 462 nt
Organism: Rotaria sp. Silwood1
Lineage: Eukaryota; Metazoa; Rotifera; Eurotatoria; Philodinida; Philodinidae
Source: the annotation of a GenBank genome assembly